UACACCAAUUGGAUGAAUAGAGAGAGGCCCGUCGAAGAUCGUCUAUCGAGCUUUGUAGAAAAAAAUUUCUGAACUUCAGAGGUGCCGAAUUUUUUCAUUUUGAAAAAUUAAAUUGAGAUCGCUGAUAUCUAGUGUAAGUUCGCAUAGUAAACGCUACCGUUAUGUAGUGCAGAUACUAGAUGAAUCUUUUGCCAAUGAUCAUUGCAGAAAAACCAACGUUUCUUGGUCCAGACAGACGCUACUCGUACGUACGUUUCUGUGCUCCUUAACUCAAAUGAAGUGUUCAUCAAUGCAUCAUCGAGUGAAUCUAUAGAAUCAGUGUUAUUUCAGAAAUCACCUCGCAGUAAUUAGAGCACCAACCUUCAACAAUGGAGGAACUAGAGAUGCUGGAGAAAUUGAUCACCGAAUUUUACGAUUGUCCAAUCAGUAAAGAACGACGUGACGAAAUCGGAAUGAGGUUGAUACAAUUUGAGAAAAGAACGGACUCUUGGAAGGACUGUUUGUGUUAUAUCGAACGUUGUAGUAACGCAGUAGUGUGUUCAUUCUUCUUGAGAGUAAUGGAGACAACAGUUACGCGAAACUGGAGUAGGUUAUGCGACAGUGACAAAUUGCAAAUCCAAAAUUCCUUAUCAGAUUUCUUAUUCAAGAACUACUCCGUCGUUCCAGCUGCUCUGAGUAAAAAGAUCAUGAAAUUGACGACGAUAAUUGCUAGAAACGAAUGGCCAACGGCGAGUGCUACUUUCAUUCCGAAUAUCAUCAACAUGAUAAUUUCUAAUGAUUCUAGUACCGUUUCACUCGGUCUUUCGUAUUUAUUAAUAGCCUGCGAAGAAUUACUGUUUCCUAGAGAAGAGCUGAGUACUGAUCGUAAACUAAUGAUUCGUCGUAGUUUCGAAACUCUCAUUCCACAGUUGUUUACAUUGUUGAAUGCUACAUUCCAAAAAUUCAGGUGCUCCGAGGUAGAAGAGAAAAUAUACGUUUGCUUGCUUCAAAUUUAUUUACAGUUGUUUUCGUGGACGCCUUUAUCUAACGUUUAUACUACCGAAGUAUUGCUACCUAUUUUCGAAUGCUCGAUUAGUGCGAAUCCCAACGUUAACACAUUGGCAUUAUCUUCACUGAAUGAAAUUCUGUACAAGAAUUGCGUACCUGUGGAAAGCGUUCCUAUAAUUCUUCACAUAUCUGUGAAACUGAAUGAAAUCCUAACGCAGAUUACUCACUCGACAAACAAUACUUUUUCCGAGGAAUAUACCAGUAAAAUUUUAGAAAUGGUCAAUUUGAUAUUUUCAUCGCACUGGCAUCGAAUAGAGUCCAGUAUGGAUCCACCGCAAAUAAUGUCACUGCUGUCGUCGUUUUUCAAAUUGACUUUCGGCCAGCGAAUCAAUUUAGAAAACUAUUAUACUUGUUUAGAGAUAUGGUGCAAUUUCUUGGAGUAUUUAGCGAUGCGAAAUGUCGACCAUGUUAAACAAUACGAAGAGUUAUUAGUGAGUCUGUUGCAAGAAAUCAUCAAGAAACUGCAAACCAAAGUUGACGACGAGGAUGAAGACGAAGAGGAUAUAUUCGAGUGCACCGAAGUUUUGCAGAAUUUAUUCCUGAAUAAUCAUGCCAAUGUGAUAGAUUCAUUAGCGGAAUUAAUUCCACAGAAAACAUUUGCUUUUGUUUUCGAUUUAUGGAGUUCAUCUAGCGUAAUGUACUCGGAGAUGCUUUCGUUCGAGACAUGUGCUACGACCAAUGCUGCGAUGAACACUGAAGAAAUAGUCGUCGUGUUGCGAACCUUUGAAAGAGCUAUUCAAGUACUAACUUCGUUGCAUUCGAAGCUCGAUGAUAAAACCAACGCGUUAAUCGUCAACAGUUUAACUCAAGUUGUCAAUUUAGCCAAUACGAAAUGUGCUCACACUCGUCCCGAGUACUACAUAAUUUCUCCAGAUCUGUUACGAGUGCAUUGCGAAUUAUUAAUGGCGUUACCAGUUUGGUUAUGUAGUGCGCUUGAAAAAGAUGAGGAAGCGAUCGUAAGUGUAUUCAACACGACGUUACCAAUCGUCGAAAAUGCCGGUGCCGGUCCUGCGUCGAAUGACGUAGCUGCCACUACCAAAUUACAAAUAACUGCAGCUCGUCUCGUGUCUCGAAUAAUAGUUUGCAUUAAGAAUGGAAAUAUUCUGAGGCCUUUGUUCGCCGAUGCUUCAUUUAAAGGUCUACCUAGAGAAGCUCAGAGGUUGCUACAGUGUGCACUUUGUUGUUGGAUAUGUCACUGUAAAAGCGAAUCGUUCGACGAAAGAUUGAAAUUCGUGCGAAAUUUAUUCGAAAUUGUUACCAGCAAGAAUAUAGAAAAUUUUAACGAGAUUACUUUGAUUCUGAAAGAAUGUAGAGUUACUCAAUCUGAAGGAAGAGAAUUACUUUUCAUGGCGUUAGAGCCGUGGUUAGAGUGUGUCGUGGCCGAAUAUCCGACUCGAUUCGCCAGAGGCAACUACCAGCUCUGUAACAUGUUGAUGACAUUCGUAUUAGAAGCAUUCCGCGCCCUUCUCGACCAAAUGAAACCAAAUUUAAUUGAAAAAAUCAUCAUGAUGUUCCAAUAUUGCACCGUCAAAAUACCGUUGGAUAUAAAAUUCAUGGAACGAAGCGGCAUCGACAAGAUGAUAUCAAUUUUAGUGCUAUUGAUUGAAAAUCCUGCUUACGAAGAUUACACAUCCAGCAUAAUUUCUAUCUGUUGUAACGUUUCGUUGUCGACUAUCGAAAUGUCGGAUGUUGCCGUAGAGGCUAACAAACUGUUGUAUAAUAUUUUGCUCAACAAAUGGCAGUAUUUUUACAAACGAAGUCAUCUAAACGCGAAUAACGAAUGCGAACUGCGCCAUAAGGAAGAAUUCGAUAAGAUAUUGGAAAUUGUCCUGAAAUCGUUGAAGAAAAAUUCCGAUAUAACGAAUUACCAGAGUAAUCUACGAUUUCUGGAACAAAUAAAUAUGAAGUGGAAUCUGUUUGAUAAAGAAGCAUUUCGCAAUAAUUUUUUACCGCAGUUUUUGGAUACGUUGAUUUUUACGUUGAUCGACGGUAUGCUAAAUUUAACCGAUGAAAUAUUAACCGCAAUAUAUCAUAUGGCUGCUGUGAAUUUCGAAGUAUUUUACGGAGCUUAUCUUCCGAAUUUUUUGCUUCGUAUCGAGCAUUUAACGCCUCAACAGAAAGCUGUGUUACAAAACAACAUCAAUCGACAAACGGAUAUGCCAUCGUUUGUACAAACUGUCGCCCAGCUUACUAACGAUAUCAGAUCAUUUCAACGAGAAAAUGGCCAUGGAUGGUGGAUCAGUUACGCGAUUGGUGCUCGAGAUUGAUGUAUCAUUAAACACGCGGUACACUAUCUAGUGAGCGCUCACAUUCCACGAAAAGAUAAUUCCUCAAAUGUCGCUGGCCGGAUUUUUCGAUGAGCGUUUCUCGUUAACUAUCACGAUCACGAGAGUAAUUUUCGUCAUUUCAAUGUCUGCUGCCGAAGCUGAGUUUAACUGACUACGCAGCGAUCAUUCUAAGUCAUCCGAAGAGACUGAAGAAUAUCCGACUUACACAGUAUAUUAUAAGCUGUGUAUCAAACACACAGUCGCGCGUUUCGAAAACGAAACAGUGUUUCAUUUCAAGUACAGAAGGUAUUUAACUACUCGUUUUAAGAAGUACUACUUUUUUCGAUCUUAUUUUUAUUUAUAUUUUUUAUUCAAGUUUUCGUUAUCAUUCCGUUUUAUACGUUUUGUUUAUUUUUGUUCAAUCAUUUUUACACAAAGUAAACUAUUAUUGCAACGAA
Planococcus citri (citrus mealybug) is the source of this 3772-nucleotide messenger RNA. RefSeq names its product ellipsoid body open (gene ebo). Gene Ontology annotation, biological process: protein export from nucleus. NCBI's taxonomy places the organism in Eukaryota, Metazoa, Arthropoda, Insecta, Hemiptera, Pseudococcidae. The transcript is spliced from 17 exons. The coding region runs from base 369 to 3314 and encodes 981 amino acids. Gene Ontology annotation, molecular function: nuclear export signal receptor activity. The record is from RefSeq and is a predicted model, not a curated record.